UCGGAUAUUGGGGUCUGAUCUCGGAGGUCCCCAGGAUGCCAGAUCAGGCUAAGUCCCGGCAAGACUUCACGCGAUGGAAAAAGAAGAAGCAACCCGUGCGCCGCACGGUCAGCCAGAUCUGCCCGCCGCCCCGACGGCCGCUGACCGUGGCAGACAUCCGUCCUGGCAUGGAGAACGAGAGGCUGGGGGUCGUGCGUGACUCCAUGUUUCAGAACCCGCUCAUCGUCAAGGCAGAGCUUGGCAAGCCCCGGGAGAGAAGCUGCAGCUUGCCUGGUAUCAACUUCAAUUACGGACUCUACAUCCGGGGGCUAGAUGGAGGGGUCCCUGAAGCCAUCGGGCACUGGAACGUGUUUAAGCAGCAACCCACCUGCCCCCACGAGCUGACCCGGAACUAUAUUGCCAUGAACCGUGGGGCUGUCAAAGCUGGCCUGGUGACUGCCCGGGAAAACAUGCUGUAUCGGGAACUCAAUGACAUCCGUAUCAGCGACCAGGAGGAGCGGCGACAGAAAGAGCCACCCUCUGUCCCUCCCAACGUGACCUUUGGAAUCCGUUCACGGACAUCCACACCCUUCUUUGACCUGUUACAACAUCGGUACCAGCAGCUCUGGGUACAGGAGCAGAAGGCCACUCAGCAAGCCAUCAAACUGGAGAAGAAACAGAAGGUAUACCUGGGGAAGCUGUACGAGACACGGAGCAGUCAGUUGAGGAAGUACAAGCCGCCCGUGAAGCUGGAUGCUCUCUGGCACAUGCCUCACUUCCAGAAGGUGGGUCCCCAUCUUGCUACAUUCCCCACGGAGGCUGAUCGCCAGCGAGCUCUUAAGGCCCACCGGGAAGAAUAUGCCGUGCGCCAGGGCACCCUGAGGAUGGGCAACUAUACCCACCCCUAGCCCCACCCCCCACAGGGGAGCCUCCUCAAUGCAGUAGAAAAAUCCCCAAAGAACUUACUUUGUCCCCCAAAUUCCAGGAAGACACACCCAUAUUUUGACCCAGCUUUUUGUCACAGGGACCUCAAAUUCAUGUCUUAGGCUACUUAUCUUUUUUAUAAUAACCCCGAGCCCCCAACCCUUUCUGUUUUGUCUUACCCCGAUUUCCCUCUGCCUAGAGAGCUCCAUCUUCCUCCUCACUCUCUUCCACUUCCUCCUCUCCUCUUUCCCCCUUUCUCCUCUUCCAGGAGACCCACUCUGC
Molecule: messenger RNA, 1185 nt
Organism: Microtus oregoni (creeping vole)
Lineage: Eukaryota; Metazoa; Chordata; Mammalia; Rodentia; Cricetidae
Gene: Cfap77
Product: cilia and flagella associated protein 77
Exons: 6
Coding region: 36-887 (283 amino acids)
Source: RefSeq, a predicted model, not a curated record